UGAGGGGGGAUGGGUCGUUAAGUGAUAAGAGCAGAAAGGGAGGUUGUUCUACACAGUGGUAAUUUUAUUUAUCAUAAACCAGCCACUUAUUCUUACGCUCACGUAUUGAUCAUUGUAUUUCAGCGUAGCGCAAGGUGAGUGCCAGCGAGGAUGACGAUGCCGCACGUAGGUGCAGUAUUUGCAGCAAUAGCAGGAGUGAUGGCCAUUAUGCUGCACUCCUCCAUUCACAAGAUAGAGGAGGGACACCUCGCUGUGUACUACAGGGGUGGAGCAUUGCUGACUUCUCCCAAUGGUCCUGGAUAUCACAUUAUGCUGCCUUUCAUUACCACCUACAGAUCAGUGCAGACUACCCUCCAGACUGAUGAGAUCAAGAAUGUGCCUUGCGGAACAAGUGGUGGUGUAAUGAUCUAUUUUGACAGAAUAGAGGUUGUUAACAUGCUGGUUCCGUCAGCAGUGGUGGACAUUGUGAGGAACUACACCGCUGAUUAUGACAAAACUCUAAUUUUCAACAAGAUUCACCACGAACUCAACCAGUUCUGCAGUGUACACACACUACAGGAGGUCUACAUUGAGCUGUUUGAUAUCAUAGAUGAGAAUCUGAAGACUGCUUUGCAGAAAGAUCUCAAUGUUAUGGCACCUGGACUGACGAUACAGGCAGUCCGUGUUACCAAGCCAAAGAUCCCUGAGGCUAUCAGGAGGAACUUUGAACUCAUGGAAGCGGAAAAGACUCGUCUGUUAAUUACAGCUCAGACUCAGAAGGUGGUGGAAAAGGAAGCUGAGACUGAGAGGAAGAAAGCCAUUAUUGAGGCUCAGAAGGUGGCUCAGGUAGCAGAGAUCCAGUUCCAGCAGAAGGUGAUGGAGAAAGAGACGGAGAAGAAGAUCUCCGAAAUAGAGGACGCUGCCUUCCUGGCCAGGGAGAAGGCUAAGGCUGACGCAGAAUAUUAUACUGCUGCCAAGUUUGCUGAAGCAAACAGGUUGAAGUUAACCCCAGAGUACCUGGAGCUGAUGAAGUAUCAGGCCAUAGCAGCUAACAGUAAGAUCUACUUUGGCCAGGACAUCCCUAACAUGUUUGUAGAGGGAACCAACAGUCCGCCGAAGUCUGUGCACUCCCCUAAUCUGCCCAAUGCUGAGCCUGACUUGUUUAAAGGAAAGCUCGAUGGGCAGUGAGUCCACAUCCCUGCCUCUGCACAGGACAGGAGAACCUGAUGACGGCUUGUCUUGUGUGUGGGGUGGACAGCACUGAACUGAAGACGAAGGGUGGGGAUAGCUUUGAGGCUGUUUUUGGUGAACAACACACUUCAGUCUUAAAUGUAAAUGUCAAAGAAAGACUGGGAAAAUGUGAGGUCAAAGACAAGGGAAAGUGAGAGGUAGUAAGAAGAUAAAAGAGGAAGUAUUUUUUUCCCCACCUUGCACUCUUUGGGGAUAAGACAAGUUUUAGGAAUGAGAACGAUGCCAUAGUUAAAAAUCGAAAGCAUAAUUAAUGCUUAUGCCUGAGAAGGCGACAGCAGGUUGCCCUAAUUUUACAUGUGCUUGCAAUCAGUGCAGUGUUGAUCUUUGCUUUUGGAUUUGCAUUAAUUUUGUUUGUUGUAUGCAAGAGGAGUGAUUUGUAAUGAGCAUGAUUUUUGAGAAUAACUUCUGGUUUAGCGGAACUGGAAUCUGACAGGUGACACUAAUUAAAAGCAGAAUGGUUCGUGGAAGUGAGUCAUGUGGGCAGGUCAUCUCUGACACGGAAUCACUAGUUGGCUCUUCUCCCUCGACAGGAGUCGGUGUGAGGGCUGUUUAAUCGCACCCCAUUCCCACUGUUGCUGGUGGAUGACUGUAAAAUAGUUUUGACAAGUCAAUACAGAAUUUCGAGCAUUAUAAUUGUGGAUAUCGCAGUCGAGUAUUUCACAACAUGGAGAACAUUUCCAGUUGAGUGAAAUGAAAACUGAUCUGUGAAAGAAUUUUGUAAUCAUACCGUUCUACAAACAAGUGGCCUGGCUUUGUUAAGUUUUCACCUGAGCCUGUAUAAAGUAGAUACUAAUCUACUGGUAUUUCAGUCUUUGAAGUUGGAGGGCUGUCAACACAUGGUCGUAGGUAAGUUAAUACACAGUGGUGUCAAACUGGAUGUGAUGUAGUUUGUUUUCUGUUAGUUUGGUGAUAGUUUGCUGUUGUUGGUUAUAGUUGAGAGAGCACAGUCACCACAAAAAGACUUGAGAAGCUACACUAAGAUCUGCUGUGCAUUUACCGUGGAAAAAAACUGAGAAAAAGGGUUUUAGUGCUGCUAGGAAAAGACCUGAUUUUCUCUGAUUAAAAACUAAUUUAAGAUGAUAAUAGUUAAAGGUUAAUUAAUAUGGGAGCACAACAGCAUAACAGUUGAAUACUAGCGGGUCGUUACACUGGAAGAAAUUUCUUUCCUUCCUCUGUUUGGUUUUGAUUAUCGGGGGCCAUGCAUGUGGAAACUUCUGUUGGCUUGAUACAGAUGAUUAGCUGUUUCUGCGUUUGUCUGCUGACUGUUCCUGUACAGCUUAUUGAGACAGUUAAAUAUAAAUUCUCAGGAAAUUUAAAGAAAACAGCUGCUCAUUGUUGGACAGAGCUUAUACUCUUCAAAACUCAAGAUUGAGAAUUGUGCAAGGAAAUUAAAGAAAAUGAGUUUAUAUGCUGUGAAGCUCAGACGUCAGAAAAGCUUUGAUUUAAUGUUAAAGCCCAUUGUCUUAAAAGAAAAAAAAAACUUUCAACUAGAAUAAAAAUGUCUCCUGCAAAUAUUCAAAGUGACAUUUUUAUUGCACCGUCACCAUUUUAUUUCACCAUCUAUUUACAGUAGGUGUCUGUGACAGUGAAUAUUAUGAGGAUGCCGGUCUGUCAGAGUAGAAAUAAUACAAACAAAAGCUCCCUUCCACUGUCAGUGUUUACAUUUUUUUGUAAUCCAAGAAUUGAUGAACUGCAAAGUUUUUUCCAUCUUUGCUGAGCAAGAUAAUUUAAAGGAUUUUAAUGCCAACAUGAGCAACACGCAUCUCCUAAUUAUUAUGCUAACUUACACUUAGUGUGUAUUAGUUUAACCUCUGAUCAGUUUUGUGUGAUGACAGGGGAAAAAAAAAUCUUUUUUCUAUUCAAAGAUGAAUGUUGAUAAUGCUUGGGCUUAAACCAGAUGCAAGUUGGUGCUAGUUUUUAUUGUAUGUUUAAGCUUUUGGAUUUUGAUCAGCUCUGUGUUUCAGAAACAUGGAAAUACUUCCACUAUUCAGAAUUAUAGCCUUAAAUAAUAAUGGGUUACCCCAGACUGAAAGAUUGGGUACUUCUUAAAAAAUUAAAAGGCUCCACUUUGAACUUGGCUGUGAGACUUAAGAGAUUGGAUAAACAUAGUGUACAGUACGGCCUCAUCGUAGACUCUUAACGGAGAAAGACGCAACUAGAAGCGGACACUAUUAGUGUUUGGAGGAUGUUGGGAUGUUUACUUGACUUCCAGAUGGCAGUCAAAGGCUGCACUCUGCACUCUGCAUUUGCUUUGGUGGUGGGUUCAAAUAAAGAUGCAACAGAGGGGUAUGAAUCACUCAUGAAGAUAAUUUUUUUUUGUCAAUAUUUUGUACAAUCUGUGAAAUUUAAACAUUGUCUCUUUGUUUUUAAAGGUUUAUAUGCAAAAAUGUUUUCCAGUUUUGACAAUGUUCUAAAAUAAAACCUAUUUUGGUA
Messenger RNA from Toxotes jaculatrix (banded archerfish), 3663 nucleotides. RefSeq names its product ER lipid raft associated 1 (gene erlin1). Lineage: Eukaryota; Metazoa; Chordata; Actinopteri; Toxotidae. The coding region runs from base 151 to 1167 and encodes 338 amino acids. Gene Ontology annotation, biological process: SREBP signaling pathway. Gene Ontology annotation, molecular function: cholesterol binding; ubiquitin protein ligase binding. The transcript has 12 exons. The record is from RefSeq and is a predicted model, not a curated record. Gene Ontology annotation, cellular component: endoplasmic reticulum membrane; endoplasmic reticulum.